Meleagris gallopavo (turkey) is the source of this 1693-nucleotide messenger RNA. It is a transcript of the gene UTP18, whose product is annotated as UTP18 small subunit processome component. Gene Ontology annotation, molecular function: protein binding. The record is from RefSeq and is a predicted model, not a curated record. Gene Ontology annotation, biological process: rRNA processing. NCBI's taxonomy places the organism in Eukaryota, Metazoa, Chordata, Aves, Galliformes, Phasianidae. Gene Ontology annotation, cellular component: small-subunit processome; Pwp2p-containing subcomplex of 90S preribosome.
AUGGAACGACCCCAGGACGAGCUCGGGCUGGAAGGCGGCGGCCGGGGCUUUAACUCGGCAGGAAGGAUACGGGAACGCCGCUCCGGCGGGGCGACGCCGAGCCCGGGCUGCCCCGAAACUUCCCGCUCCGAGAAGGGCCGGCGCCGCGGGACACUGCUGCAGCGCCUGGCCGGCCCGCAGCAAAGCGCCGUGCGGAGCGGGGCACGGCCGGGCCGCUCCGGCCAUUCGGAGUCGGAGAACGAAGCCAAAGGAAGAUCCCCGUCUAAAAGGCCCGUCUGGGUGGAUGAAGAUGACGAAGCCGAGGAAAGGGUUGACAUGACCCACAGGUACAGGAGGGAGCUGAUGAAAAGCGAUGCCGAGAAGACACUUACUAAGAAAAAGCUAAAAGCACGACUUGAAGAGCAAUUUCAGCAAGCUAUGGGAGGAGUUCCUGCAUGGGCUGAUAGAGAAAACAGGAAGAAAUCCAAGCAAGCUACAAGUGAUAGUGGUAGUGAUGAAGAUGAUGAUCUGCUGUGCAGAACUGGCAAUUUCAUAUCAAGCUCAGAAUCCCUGCCAAGAGGUAUUUUGGAGAUGAAGAGCUGCUUGCCUGCUAAUCAGGAACGUCUUGCUGAUGGAAGACUGUCAACCGUGCAGUUCCAUCCAUCUGCUCAAGUUGUUCUGACUGCUGGCUUCGAUCGAUCAGUGUCACUCUUUGAGGUUGACGGCAUAAGGAAUCCAAAAAUACAGAGCAUCUAUUUAGAGAGUUUUCCAAUCUAUAAAGCUCGCUUCAGUGCUGAUGGAGAACAGGUUAUAGCCACUGGUACUCACCAUAAAGUGUUCUACGUGUAUGACAUGAUGGGUGGAAGUAUUAUUCCUGUACAUCAAGUAAGAGGUAUGGAGGAAAAACUUGUCAAAAACUUUGAAGUCUCUCCAGAUGGAUCGUUUAUGCUUCUCACUGGAACUUCAGGAUAUCUUCACUUGCUGUCAAUGAAGACAAAAGAACUGAUCAGCUCUAUGAAGAUAAAUGGAAGAAACGCCGCAUCUGCUUUCACUUCAGACGGCAGUAAAAUAUAUAGCUAUUCCAAGGAAGGUGAAGUUUUCAUCUGGGAUGUGAGAAGCAGGAAGUGCCUGCACAAAUUUGAAGAUGAGGGCUCUUUGGAAGGAAAGUGUAUUGCAAUUUCAAGAAAUAACCAGUAUGUGGCGUGUGGUUCAGUUUCUGGAGUUGUGAACUUGUACAGCACUGAUGUUUGUCUCAAGGAAAAUCGUCCUAAGCCAGUUAAAGCCAUAAUGAACCUCGUUACCUCUGCUACGACCGUGACCUUCAAUCCUACCACAGAGAUCUUGGCUGUGGCUUCCAAUGAAGCCGAUGAGGCUGUCAAAUUGGUACACAUUCCAUCAUAUACUGUAUUCUCAAACUUCCCAGUGUUCAGAAGAAAGAAAAUUUAUCUUACUCAAUCUAUGGACUUUUCUCCUAGAAGUGGAUUUUUCUCUAUAGCAAACAACAAAGGCAAAGCUUUGUUGUAUAGGUUGAAACAUUAUUCAGAUUUCUAGAAGAUCCAGGAGAAAAUAGACUAGCAUCUCAGGCAUUGUAACCUGCAACUACAAGUAUGCUGACAAAAUCAAGCAAACCACUUGCAAUGGAAGUUGAACAAUAUUAAUAUAACGUCUGUGAUUUGUGAAUGUUUUUUCUUAAUAAAUGUACCUGAUAAAUUUC